Molecule: messenger RNA, 762 nt
Organism: Ostreococcus lucimarinus CCE9901
Lineage: Eukaryota; Viridiplantae; Chlorophyta; Mamiellophyceae; Mamiellales; Bathycoccaceae
Exons: 1
Molecular function (GO): protein binding
Source: RefSeq, a predicted model, not a curated record
UUGCUGUCGGCGAGAGGGAGCGUCGGUUGGUUCACGGCGCGUGCGAUAGACGACGCGCUGCGCGCGCUCGAGGACGAGUCGCUGGGGGGAGGCCACGGGGCGUGCGUGACGGCGUGCGCGGCGUUUCUGGGAGACUUGGAACUCGUGCGGAUGGCGCGCGAGUGCGGGCACGAGUGGGACGCGUACACGUGCCAGUUUGCCGCCAAGUAUGGAGAGUUGGAGUGUUUGAAGUACGCGCACGAGCACGGGUGUCCUUGGGACGAGGGGACGUGCCGGUGUGCCGCCUAUAGUGGACAUUUGGAGUGUUUGAAGUACGCGCACGAGCACGGGUGUCCUUGGGACGAGUGGACGUGCUCAUUUGCCGCCAUGCAUGGACAUUUGGAGUGUUUGAAGUACGCGCACGAGCACGGGUGUCCUUGGAACGAGGAGACGUGCGCAUGUGCCGCCUAUACUGGACGUUUGGGGUGUUUGAAGUACGCGCAAGAUCACAGCGCGCCGGAAUCGGCGCGAUACGUCGUCGGUUGGCAACGAAUAUGCGCCUGUACGACAGAUUUGAUUGUCCAAAUCGCAUUGUCGCGUCAACGUGACGGGUACGUGUCGCUGCGCGAGCUCACGCCUGCGGUGAAUCACUUCCUUCGCGCUUGGCCCGAACUUGACUUGCCAGAAGACGUGAUACGAUGGAUUCUGUUCGACGCCGACCUCAAACCGAUGACAUCGCGCGCGCGAUUCUCGAGAAUGAUCGCGCUGUACGCCACGAAAUGA